GCCAUAGGAGAGGGGGCCGUGGGGUUUUCAUGCUCCCAGCAUGAGCUCCUACUUUGUCAACCCCCUGUUCUCCAAAUACAAAGGCGGUGAGUCCUUGGAGCCGGCGUAUUACGACUGCCGGUUCCCUCAAAGUGUGGGUAGGAGCCAUGCCUUAGUAUACGGCCCGGGCAGCACGGCGCCCAGCUUUCAGCACGCCUCGCACCACGUCCAAGACUUCUUCCACCACGGGACUUCGAGCAUCUCCAACUCCGGCUACCAGCAGAACCCGUGUUCCCUCAGCUGCCACGGAGACGCCUCCAAAUUCUAUGGCUACGAGGCGCUCCCCAGACAGCCUCUUUAUGGGGCUCAGCAAGAGGCGAGCGUCGUGCAAUAUCCCGACUGUAAAUCCUCCGCCAACAGUAACAGUAACGAAGGACAAGGGCACCUAAAUCAAAACUCGUCUCCCAGUCUCAUGUUUCCAUGGAUGAGACCCCACGCUCCUGGGCGGCGCAGCGGACGACAAACUUACAGCCGGUAUCAGACCUUGGAACUAGAAAAGGAGUUUCUCUUUAAUCCAUAUUUGACACGAAAGCGACGGAUUGAGGUCUCUCACGCCCUGGGACUGACUGAAAGACAAGUGAAGAUUUGGUUCCAGAACCGGAGGAUGAAGUGGAAAAAGGAGAACAACAAGGAUAAACUUCCUGGAGCCCGAGAUGAGGAGAAAACAGAAGAAGAAGGGAAUGAGGAAGAGGAGAAAGAAGAGGAAGAAAAAGAAGAGAACAAGGACUAAAAGGGGGGAAAGAUUUUUUUUUUCUUUUAGCAACUCCCUUGAAGUUUCGUUUUAUGGUAGAGGAUAAAUUGAGAAGUUUACGACUGUCAUUCGCUUUUAUAGAGAAUAGAAUGAGACUCACAACUGUAACUACCUGUCAAAUACUUGUAACUCUGGUUUUACGAUCAUUGGACUUCCCCUAGCUUUAUUUUUUGGGGGCUGGGGAGGGGAGAUGAGGGUGCUGGGAUGAUUCUGGGUGGAGGCGGGAGGAGGAAUCUCAGACACAGAAAAGUUUUGGCUCCUGUCUCAACAAGCUCCCCACCACCCUACACACACACACACACACACACACACA
Messenger RNA from Antechinus flavipes (yellow-footed antechinus), 1103 nucleotides. RefSeq names its product homeobox C8 (gene HOXC8). The record is from RefSeq and is a predicted model, not a curated record. Gene Ontology annotation, molecular function: DNA-binding transcription factor activity, RNA polymerase II-specific; RNA polymerase II transcription regulatory region sequence-specific DNA binding. Gene Ontology annotation, biological process: regulation of transcription by RNA polymerase II. The transcript is spliced from 2 exons. Lineage: Eukaryota; Metazoa; Chordata; Mammalia; Dasyuromorphia; Dasyuridae. The coding region runs from base 41 to 769 and encodes 242 amino acids. Gene Ontology annotation, cellular component: nucleus.